CAACAAGUGUUCCAGUCGGAGAGCUUUAAGGACUGGACGUAUUUACGGAACACGGCUAAUGCUAAGUAGCUAAUCCAUCGUUUGAUCUGUGGUCAAACGGUAAAUAUGAUCGCAUUUAGCGUCGAUUUUAUAGUUUUUUAACGCAUGACAUGGAAAAGGAAGAUCUUGAAGCGUUCCUAGAGCGCUGGAAGAGGGAGCUGCUAUACCGGCCGGCGGAGCGGCCUGGUGCUGUAAACGGAGUUGACGGGAACACGAAUGAUGGCGUUAGGGAGCCGGGAGCUGAUGGACGUAGCUGCCUAUUGCCGGGGGAGACGCGGUCGGACUGCGCGUCCGCGGCGGCAGACCCCCAGGAGGGAUGGGUUAAUCCGCCGAGGUAUGAGACCCAGGAAUCAACGAGCCGGAGGAAGAGUCAGAGGAGCAGCUCUGCGGAGGAGCCUCCAUGCAAGCUGCCCAGGAACGAUGCUUUAGUGCAGCAGCUGAUCCAGGACCUGAAUGAAAUGAAUGACAUUCCAUUCUUUGAUGUGGAUCUGCCUUAUGAACUGGCGCUUAAGAUAUUCCAGUAUCUCAACAGGACCGACCUGGGACGGUGUGCUCAGGUAAGCAAAACGUGGAUGGUCCUAGCUGAAGAUGAGGUCCUUUGGUACAGGUUGUGUUUGAAAGCAGGGUAUCACAGUGGGGCUGGUGUUAAUGACUCCCCCUGCUGGAAGAGCACUUUACGCGACUGCAAGAAGACUGAAGACACUCUGCGCUACAACUGGAAGAAUCGCAUCGGCACCAUCAGUAACCUUCAGUAUGAGCUUGGCAGGGUCCUGUGUGACGUGAGUUCCUGUGAUGACCUGGUCAUUGCUGGGUACACCUCCGGGGACAUCAGGCUAUGGGACACCCUCCACUGGGACUCCCGCACCUCAUACCUGCGGCCCAGUCAUGUGAUCGCCGGGGACGGCCCAUUAUCGCACGUCAGCCAGGUGAAAGUCAACGAGGUCGUAGCGGUGGCUGCUUACAAAGAUGGCCUCGUGAACGUGUGGAGCACAGAGACUGGUCAGGAACCCAUCCAUCUUUAUCAGCACUUCCAGAAGGUUCAGAACGUGGCCUUGGGUUCGGAGGGCGCCGCUGUUGCGACCGCCUCCGGCCCACAGGUCCGUGUGGAUGGUCCGCUGGAUGGAGGCUACUGGACGACGCUGUGUCAGGCCGAGCUUCCCAAACCUGUAGAGUCUCUUCUGCUUGUCCCCAAGCGGCAGGAGGCCCCCCUGGCCGUGGCAGCUGCCGGGGAGAGCGUGUACCUGCUAGGGCCGGAGCGGGAGCCCAGCCUGCUCCACUCGGUCUACGGGCACCCCAUCACCUGCUUGGACGUGACCCCAUCACACGUGGCUCUGGGCGUGAAGAGGCACGGCUGGGCCGUGAGCGACGGGGGCAACAAGAUCCAGGUGUACAGCUUACUGACGGGCCAAUCAGAAGUGACGGUGGGGAACGCCGUGGGUGACUUUACCUGCAUCAACCUGAGGGACGCCCCUAACCACCUACUAGUGUGUGGGAACAAGGACCAGAGGGUCCACAUCUUCGACCUGCGAUGCGGCUCCUCUGUGGCAUCGCUGUACGCUCACCAGCUGGGUGUGACCGCCGUCCAGGCAGACGACUGGAAGAUUGUGAGCGGUGGUGGAGAAGGCCUGGUCUGCGUCUGGGAGAUGAGGAUGAGAACAAAAUUGUGGGAGAUGCACAACAGGCAUCCCGUGAGGCAUAUCAGGUUUGGCACCAGCCGGCUGGUGACGGCCAACAUUCCUGAGGAGAAGACUCCCCGAGGGGCCUGCAUCACUGACGACGACCUGACUGCCCACCGCAGGCACAGGGGUGUGGUCUACCUUUACGACUUCUCAGAGGACACCGCCGUGCCGGACCAUGUGCUGCCCAUCUGUCGCUCUGACUACACAGAGAAAGCCGGUUACAACUACAACAUCGGUCUGGCUGUGCCGUACGACGCCAUCGCAGGCCCUCGCGCUGCCCUGUAACGUCACCACGGUGACAAACGGAGGCUGGGUGCCGUGUUGGGACAGUAUAUCCUAAUAUUCAUUAUGCUGUAUUUAUAAUAAGUUAUCUUUUUAUACAUAUGAUGCUUUUAACAGUGAUCAUUUUCAACAUUAUAUAUAUAUAUAUAUAUAUAUAUA
Messenger RNA from Brienomyrus brachyistius, 2159 nucleotides. It is a transcript of the gene fbxw8, whose product is annotated as F-box and WD repeat domain containing 8. Bases 150 to 2003 code for a protein of 617 amino acids. Gene Ontology annotation, molecular function: protein binding. The transcript has 11 exons. The record is from RefSeq and is a predicted model, not a curated record. Gene Ontology annotation, cellular component: preribosome, large subunit precursor. NCBI's taxonomy places the organism in Eukaryota, Metazoa, Chordata, Actinopteri, Osteoglossiformes, Mormyridae.